AUGUCUAAGAGAGUGAAUGGCUCGUGGAUGGGGUCUAUCUCUGUCCCGUCCUCUGUCCCUCAUGCCUUUCGCUCACAACUCUCUUCAUCUGCUGACCUCAGCAUAGCCAUCUUACUCAUCAUCACAGGCGUGGUGUCGGUGGUCGGGAAUGGGCUGGUUUUGUUGGUUUACGGUCAGAGGAGAAAGAAGCUCAGAGCGCACGAGCUGAUGACCAUCAAUCUGGCCGUUUGUGAUUUUGGCUACAGCCUGCUGGGUGCGCCAUGUAUCAUCAUCUCAAGUCUGUCGCAUGCAUGGAUUUUUGGGGAAACAGGUUGUAUGUGGUACGGGUUUCAGGGCUUCGUUUUUGGCAUUGGGUCUCUCAUCACUACCUGCCUUAUCUCCCUUGACCGCUGCUUCAAGAUCUGUAGCUUUCGAUAUGGUCAGUGGAUUGAGAGAAAACAUGCGUCUCUGUCAGUGGCUCUGGUGUGGAUCUAUACAUUAUUCUGGGCCUCACUUCCUGUGAUUGGUUUUGGUAGUUACGGCCCGGAACCGUUUGGAACCAGCUGCACCAUUAACUGGUGGAGAAUGAAGUCUUCACUUAAUGACAGAGUCUAUAUUUACCUGAUUCUGUCACUUUGCUUUGGAGUUCCCACGUUCACUAUCAUCACUUCAUACCUCGCUAUCCUCAUCAAGGUGUAUUGGUCUAGACGGAUAUUAGCUUCAAUCCCUUUAUCCAGUGUCACUCACAACAGCAAAGAUCUCCGGCUGACAAAGAUAGCAGCAGUGGUGUGUUCCUCAUUUCUGAUUGCCUGGACUCCCUAUGCGAUUGUUUCCCUCUACUCCGCUUUGACUGCCAGAGAGGAGCACACUGGAGAAGACGGAGGAACCGCUCUCACGGCUGGAAUGUCAGCAGCAGGGCUCGGCCAUGGCGGAGGGUUGUCUGACAUCUUUGGUUUUCCCUUCCUCUUUAACUGGACCUCUUCAGAACACCUCGGCGAUGAUUUUGGCACCUGGAGGAAUAUGACUUCAGAUCAUUCCCAACAUUCAGUAGGGCAUCAUGGAUCAAGUUCAACUGUGGGUUCUGCACAAGGAGGAAUGAAUGAACAUCAGUCACAUCUUGUGUCCAUCCUGAAGCCAGAGGUCUCACUCGUCCCAGCUAUUUUUGCCAAGUCACACUGCAUGAUAAACCCCUUCAUCUACCAGAUCAUGAACCGCGACUUCAGGGAGGACGUCUAUGAUCUCCUGUGCUUGAGAGGAAAAGAUGGAGAGAGGAGGAGAACAAGGAGCACAGACGCCAAUGUUUCUGAUGGAUAUCGUGGAAGCGUCACUCUCUCUUAUAUUCACAGCUGGAGAAGAAGAAGCACACCUACCAGUCAGUCGUCUGGAGAACGUGUGAAAAAAGAUUUGUCACAGAAGAGUAGAGGGAGUAGAGGUCAGAGAGGGUCCUGUCUGGACAGUGCAGCAGUCGGGUGGGCAACCUUGGAUACUACAACCUUAGAUACGCAGGCCAACUUAGAAAGAGAGAGAGGGAAGGAGGUGGAAAGAGAGGUGAAAAAAGAAUUUAGAGAACCCACCUCUAACAGCUUGUUGUCAGAUGAGGAGUGACAGCAUCAGCAGUUCAUAAUGCAGCUAGUUAGCUCAAAAUAUCUGUUGUUUUAGUUAAUAAACAGUGUUGUUUUUUUCCAUUAGUGUCAUCCAGUGUGUGAUUUUACACACUAUUUUGCACCUAUCAAGUCUCACACUGGUACUUUGACACGAGGCUCUUGUUAGGAUUUUCAUAUUGAUUAUGCCCUUUGUAUAUUUAUGACUUGAUCCUGUGUAUUUAUUUAUUUAUUUAUUUAUUAAUCUCUUUUGCAUCUAAACAAUUUGUUGAUUUACUUAUUGCAUUUAUGAGUGCACUAUCCAGUCCAAAGUAUUUUAACCUUUGUGUGGUGUUCAUAUUUUUGUUAUUCAGCCAGGGUUUGUGGGAUUGGUGGACACGCUGCAUUUUGGGGUUUUUAAUUUAACACAAUUAAAAAAAAUAUGUUUAAAUACUCAACAGAUGUUUACUUCAUCCCAAUUACAAGCAAUAUAAACAGUAUAUAUGGUUGAUAUUUGACCUUUACAUUUGUUAGAUCGCAUUUAUGAAUUAAUUUGCUACAACCUUCUGUAGGAAUUGCAGGGGCAGAAACACAAAACUCACACUUACACUCACACUGUCACAAACUCUCUCUCCCACACACACACACACACACACACACACACACACACACACACACACACACACACAUAAACACACAUGCCCAUACUAAAAGCAGGCCCAGACAGUAGGAGGACAAAGUACACAAGACCUAAAAUUUCCACACUUUUAUUACCCCCGGGUCCAGUGGACCCGAACAUCCUAUGUAGCCUAAUAUAAAUGUGUAGGCGGGGUGUACAGUGAGUGGUCAUUGAAAAUUUGUUCUGAUAUAUCUUCUUCACAGAAAAUGAGCCAAGGCCAAUGAGAAUGAGUUUGAAAAAAUAAUUAAGCAUAUAAUUUAUUUUGACAAAAAGUGAAAACAGGUCCCACAGACCCGAACACCAUACAAUGGUUAAAUUAGCUACUAUUUCUGAAUGAAUGUGAAAUGUUAAUAAAGUUUACAAUGAUGAAAAGACUGAUGUUUAUUUAGUAGUUUCCAAGUAGAUAAAAAUUUAAAUCAGAAGCCCUAAAAGACCCAAUAAGUACAAGGACUAGGCUAUUUGUUGCAGAUCUAUUACGUCAGCGUUGCUUUUUUUCUCAUGAACCAUGAGGUAAUAUCUUUUUUUACCGUAAGAACCACUCUACGACAAA
Messenger RNA from Cyprinus carpio (common carp), 2788 nucleotides. RefSeq names its product opsin 9. Gene Ontology annotation, biological process: G protein-coupled receptor signaling pathway. Gene Ontology annotation, molecular function: G protein-coupled receptor activity. The record is from RefSeq and is a predicted model, not a curated record. Gene Ontology annotation, cellular component: membrane. NCBI's taxonomy places the organism in Eukaryota, Metazoa, Chordata, Actinopteri, Cypriniformes, Cyprinidae.